Molecule: messenger RNA, 1382 nt
Organism: Lucilia sericata (common green bottle fly)
Lineage: Eukaryota; Metazoa; Arthropoda; Insecta; Diptera; Calliphoridae
Product: apolipoprotein D-like
Exons: 6
Coding region: 357-1034 (225 amino acids)
Molecular function (GO): pigment binding
Source: RefSeq, a predicted model, not a curated record
GUAGCAAAAAUGCAGUGACAACUAGAACAAAUCAAGCUGUUAAAAUAAAUAAUUAACGGAAAAUUUAAAAUAAUUUCAAAGUGUUAAAUAUUUCGUAAAAACUAUAAUUAAACCAACUCGUAUUUAAAGUUGGAUUUAUGUCAAAAUAAAAAUUAAACUUUACAGUGUUUAAAAUAAUUCUCUGAAAUAAAUUUAUCAAGUCAAAUCAUCUUAAUUAUAACAAUAUUUUUGUAAUUAAAUUAAAAAAAAACAAGUUUGUUAGUUAUAUAAUUGAAAAUAAAUUCUAUUGAAAAUACCACUUCAUACAUAUUCAUCAAAUAGAUAUUAUCGUGAACAGACAGUUGUUGUUUACAACAAUGAGGAUUGAGAUGAGUAUUUUUCUGGUGCUACUUUUUGGCUGCAUUCAUUUUGCCAGAUGUCAAGUUCCUUUCCCUAAUAGCUGUCCUGAAGUUAAAAUAGUAGAAACGUUCGAUUUGGAAAGGUACAUGGGCACCUGGUAUGAAUAUUCGAAGUAUCCCUUUAUAUUUGAGGUGGGACAAAAGUGCCAACAGGCAGUUUAUAAAGAUGAGGGAAACUCCACCAUAUCAGUGGUUAAUACAGGAGUUUAUGUAAUAAUCAAUAAACCUAAUAGUGCUGUAGGAAGUGCCAAAGUUUUGGGUCCCGGACAAUUGGCAGUAGAAUUUAGAAAUCAACAAGUUGAUACCCCCAAUUAUUUGGUAUUAGGAACAGACUAUGAUAACUGGGUUGUUGUCUACAGCUGUAAAAAUAUCAGUUCAUAUGGUCAUGCCAAAUUACUUUGGAUCUUAACUCGUCAACGUCAGCCCACAGAGGAAGCCAUUUCAGCUGCUAAACGCGUCAUUCAAGAAAAUAAACUGUCCGAGACAUUCCUCAUAAAAUCAACUCAAACUGAUUGCCCUAAUAUUCUUGAAGCCACCACCGAUGACGAUCAAAUUGCAGAAGCCUCAUCUACUACCGCAGAUGAUCAGUCUACUCUAGAUUUUUCAUCAACUGAAAGAGUCAUAGAAUCGGCAUGAAAUUUGUUUAUGCGUCUUUUAAGGCGCAUAGUUGAUGUUAUUAUGAGUUUUAUACGUUUCAUGAGCACAAGCUUUUUCAACAUGUAAUUGAUAUGUGGUUUAAUUACUUAUGUAAAAAUGUGUUUUCUCUUCUAUAAUUAUAAUAUGUUUAUAAAUACUAACAUACAAAUAUUUAUAUUUCUAUGAGUGUGCAUAAAAUUUAUAACUUAUUAAGUUGUUUGAUAAAACAAAUAAUUAAUUUACGAAAUUUAUGAGCAAAUUGUAUAAAAACAUAAUAUUGGUUUUAUUGAUGAAUACACAAUUAUGGUGUUGUCAGGCAAAGCAACGACAAUUAAUUAUUAAAAUUUA